Cryptococcus amylolentus CBS 6039 is the source of this 1842-nucleotide messenger RNA. RefSeq names its product bifunctional glutamate/proline-tRNA ligase. Lineage: Eukaryota; Fungi; Basidiomycota; Tremellomycetes; Tremellales; Cryptococcaceae. Gene Ontology annotation, molecular function: ATP binding; aminoacyl-tRNA deacylase activity; proline-tRNA ligase activity. Bases 1 to 1842 code for a protein of 613 amino acids. Gene Ontology annotation, biological process: prolyl-tRNA aminoacylation. The transcript is spliced from 9 exons. The record is from RefSeq and is a predicted model, not a curated record. Gene Ontology annotation, cellular component: cytoplasm; aminoacyl-tRNA synthetase multienzyme complex.
AUGGCCACCGACGCAUCCAUCCUCCAACGCCUCGCCGACCUCAAGAUCGCGCACCCCGAGGUCAUCUCCCACGCCCCCGUCAAGAACGCGAGCGAAUGGCGCGCCCAGCUUGUCAUCCAUGACCCCUCCCUCGCCAACACCCUCCUCACCAAGACCCUCCUCUUCAAGCCCAAGACCGCCAAGUCGGCCGUCCCCACCCCUGUCCUCGUCCUCGCCUCCGAGGCCACCGAGACUCCUUCCGGCGCUUUGGGCAAGGUCCUCGACUUGAAGGAGCUCCGACUCGCUUCUGAAGACCUUAUCAAGGAGGUCCUUCCUUCCGCCGCGUCCAAGGACGACGUCUCUGCCCUUGCUGUCCCCGCUCCCAAGGCCGAGACCCUCCACCUCUUGCUCGAUGCUGCGCUCGCGCAGUCCGAGGACGCUUUCGCCCUGCACUUGACCACUUCCGCUACUACCGUCCUUAUCAAGGGCAGCGAGAUCAAAAAGUACCUCGACAAUGUUGCUGGCGGCGAGGGUGUCAAGGUUGUGGACUUUGCAGAGCUCAAGGCUGCUGCCCCUGCGCCUGUCGAGAAGAAGGCCCCUGCUCCCAAGGAGCCCAAGGCUGUUGUUCCCUCCGGUCCCGCCGACGACAAGUACGAGAUGGCUAUCCAGUACAAGAAGGACGAGGACUUUUCGGCUGGUACACCGACGUCCUCAUCAAGGACUAUCCAGAACUGGUUCGACGACGAGAUCAAGAAGCUCGGUGUGCAGGACUGUUACUUCCCCAUGUUUGUCUCCAACGCUCGUCUCGAGAAGGAGAAGGACCAUAUCGAAGGUUUUGCUCCCGAAGUCGCCUGGGUCACCCGAGCCGGCAAGUCCGACCUCGAAGAGCCCAUCGCCAUCCGACCCACCUCGGAAACCGUCAUGUACCCCUACUACGCCAAGUGGAUCAACUCCCACCGCGACCUCCCCCUCAAACUCAACCAGUGGAACUCGGUCGUCCGAUGGGAAUUCAAAAACCCCCAGCCCUUCCUCCGUACCCGAGAGUUCCUCUGGCAGGAGGGCCACACUGCGUUCUUGCAGAAGGCCGAGGCGGACAGGGAGGUGUUGGAUAUUCUGAACUUGUACCAGAAGGUGUACGAGGAUAUCUUGGCGGUGCCGGGCUUCAUCCCCACCACCGGACGAGGUAUCCAAGGCGGGACUUCUCACCACCUCGGUCAGAACUUUUCCAAGAUGUUUGACAUUACCGUCGAGAACCCCGACCGCUCCGCCGGCGCGCCCGAGCGUCUCUUUGCGUACCAAAACUCAUGGGGUCUUUCCACCCGAACCAUCGGUGUUAUGGUGAUGGUCCAUGGGGAUGACCAGGGCCUUGUGCUUCCCCCCAGGGCGUUCCCCUUCGACUCGAGCUCGGUCCCCGUGAUAUCGCCGCCAAGACCACCCUCUCUGUCCGACGAUACGACAACCACAAGACCUCCUUCCCCCCUCGCCGACAUUGCCAACACCGUCACCUCGUACCUUUCCGACAUUCAGGCGUCUAUGCUCGCGCGCGCUAGCAAGACUUUUGAGGAGAGAUUGAAGGUGGUGAGCAAGUGGGAGGAGGUGGUGCCUACGUUGGAUGCGAAGAAUGUGCUGGUGUUGCCGUGGUGUGAGGGGAGCGAGUGUGAGGAUGAGAUCAAGGAGAGGAGUAAGAGCCAGGCCACCGCGGGUGCCGCCGAAGACUCCAAAGCCCCCUCCGCCGGCGCCAAGUCCCUCUGUAUCCCCUUCGACCAAGAACGCUUCGGCGCCUUCCCCGAUGGCGAGAAGCAAAAGUGUGUGCAGUGUGGGGAGAAGGCGAAGAGCUGGACGUUGUUUGGGAGGAGUUAUUAG